CAAAUUUUUAAAAACAAUAGUCUGUCCAAAGUACUUAGGUAGGUUAGGUUUGCUUUUCAACUCAUAAUCCCGAAAUUGUUGAAGGAUCUUUCUAUUAUUCUCUUCCUAUUAUGAGAAUAGAACAAUGGUUCGAAAACAAAAAGGGCGGUGUGGUGACGUGCGACAAGUUACAACUUGAUUAUAAUCUUAUCGGUUCAUGCAGGUUCUUACUUGUUUUUUAAACGCCUUAAGCAAUUUAUUCCUUUCGCUAUCCCAGUUAUAUUCAGAGCGUCAGAGGAAUAUGAUUGAUCUCCGUGAUUUAUGUUGUAUUUUUGGAGGAAAACUCCAAAAGUUGUGCAUACGUAUAAUAGUGUAGAGAAUAUUAGGAAAAGCAGGACAAGAUUGUGCGUGUUGAUGAUGAUGUUCACCACACAAAUUGCAGCUGGCCAGCCGUUAUCCUGCAAAGAGGACACACACUGCUCUGAAGCAUAUUUUUGUGAAAUACAAUCUAAUAUUUGUAAAGAAUGCUUAAGAUGCACGGACCUUAAGCGACACACGCCUAAAUUUAAUACAUCUGAUAGCUGCAUUAAAUCUGCGACGGAUUGUGGCCCCUGUUCUGAAGGGUUUAUUAAUGUGUAUCGGGAUGGUGUAAAAGGAAAAUGCGUAUUGCCAGAGUUCUUCGAAUUUGGAAGUGAAUCGCGUUACGCUUACUUAUGGACUAGCGCGGCUGUGGUCGGCUUUCUCAUCUUCAUAAUUUUUGUGUACGUCAUAAAGCGCACUCAAGUAUUUCAGGUUGUGGCUUAUUACGAUCCUGUUUCGGUGCGUGGGUCUCCGCAGCCGGAUGUAGUGAAGACAUUUUCUCCUCGACAUCUCCUAAAAGAGUUGCUUCAGUUCAACACAGAAAAAUCUUCGGAUAUUAUGCAAAACAUGUAGAAAAGUUUGUUCAAUUUCUUGAUUGUCCAGGGACAUUUUCUAAAACUUUGUUGCAUUUUUUGUCGGUCUCGUUUGAAAAUCAUAGUUCAACUCUUGGUCAAGAAAACACAUUUCGUCAUGAUUUUUUAAACCUGUCAUUUUUUUUCCGAUAUUAAUAAACUGCUUAAUACGUCUA
This is a messenger RNA of Trichoplusia ni (cabbage looper), 1087 nucleotides long. RefSeq lists its product as uncharacterized. Bases 301 to 912 code for a protein of 203 amino acids. The record is from RefSeq and is a predicted model, not a curated record. The transcript has 4 exons. Lineage: Eukaryota; Metazoa; Arthropoda; Insecta; Lepidoptera; Noctuidae.